Molecule: messenger RNA, 657 nt
Organism: Eremothecium sinecaudum
Lineage: Eukaryota; Fungi; Ascomycota; Saccharomycetes; Saccharomycetales; Saccharomycetaceae
Exons: 1
Coding region: 1-657 (218 amino acids)
Source: RefSeq, a predicted model, not a curated record
AUGACAGAAUCUAUAGCUUCACCCUCAUCGUCAAGAGAUGUAUCAUCGGCUUAUUCACUUUACGAGGUCUCUAUUUCUGAUGGUGCUACGGACAAUAUAUCUACAAGAGCAAUAUAUGAAAGUAACUUUACAGAGGACGACAGUGUCGUGCCAUCGUUGUCAAGACCGCUGUCGCGGUCUAGUGUGACAUCGGGGUUAUCAAUGAUAGCAACAAAGGAUGGGAUUGAAGGUAGAAAGGUACCUCGGUAUGGUAUUCCGCCAUAUUCGUUGAACCUCCUGAAUACCAUGAAUGCCCCGGGUUACUGGAAGAAGAAGCAUUGCGAUGAUUUAACAAAGGACAGUUUAACUGGUCCUUCUAUGACCCUAAGGGAGAAAAUGCGGUUGCUAAACAGUGAAAAGAAUAAUAAAUAUACCCGGGAAUCGUGCAGCGAAUUUGUGGAUUCCUAUGUUACGAGUACAGAGCGCGGCCGUGAUAACGGAAUAGGCAAAAGUGCCUCUACAUGUGGAUCCAGGUCGCAGUCGAUUGGCCAGCCAGGUGUGUCUGAGAUGAGCAAUUCAAGCACACUUGGAGAUGAUACCUCAUAUUUACAAGAUAUUGAGAGUAUUUCCUCUAUGAUUUCUGGUAGGAGCCAAGAAGAAUGGAGUUCUUCUCAAUAG